This is a messenger RNA of Ostrinia nubilalis (European corn borer), 688 nucleotides long. RefSeq names its product disintegrin and metalloproteinase domain-containing protein 10-like. The transcript has 5 exons. Gene Ontology annotation, cellular component: plasma membrane. NCBI's taxonomy places the organism in Eukaryota, Metazoa, Arthropoda, Insecta, Lepidoptera, Crambidae. Gene Ontology annotation, biological process: Notch signaling pathway; membrane protein ectodomain proteolysis. Gene Ontology annotation, molecular function: metalloendopeptidase activity. The record is from RefSeq and is a predicted model, not a curated record. The coding region runs from base 38 to 688 and encodes 216 amino acids.
GGAUGCGAACGCAAGCCUGAACCACGUGGUGAGGAGGAUGAUGCACGCGGUCGCGCAGGCCGACAUCAUUUUCAGGAACGCCGACUUUGAUGAGGACGGGGUGCCUGAUAAUAUUGGUUUUUCAGUGAAAUACAUCCUAGUGCUGACGUCCGAAGACACCAACAUGCGGGUAUUCGGCGAACUCCUGAAGGAGCAUUCCAUCGACGGCCGCGACUACCUGAUGCGGUUCGCGCGGUUGCGGCGCCUGUCCGAAGUCUGUCUCGGAGUCGCCUUCUCAGGACAUGCCUUCCAUAAUAGGACACUUGGGUUGAGCUUCACCUCUCUCGGUGGUGGCAUGGGCGGCGCAGCGGGCGGGCUGUGCGACCGGCGCGCUUACGGGCGCUCCUUCAACACGCUGGCUAUCGCCCACGCCACGUCUGAUGAAAAGGAGCGCGUGCCAGAGAGGAUAGCCGCUUUAACCUUGGCGCAUGAGAUGGGCCACAGUUUCGGCGCCCACCACGACGACAAUUUCCCAAACCCGGAGUGCCGCGGGUACUUGAUGGGCUCGCAGUCCACCGCGGCUGAUAGCGGCAUGAACUUCGAGUUCUCUAUGUGCAGCAAGCGGCUCAUAGCUGCCACUCUGAGCAGCAUGAGCUACUGCCUGUCAGAGGAGGAUAGGCCUUAUUGCGGGAACGCAAGCGCCUUAUAG